This is a messenger RNA of Mycena citricolor, 2781 nucleotides long. Lineage: Eukaryota; Fungi; Basidiomycota; Agaricomycetes; Agaricales; Mycenaceae. The record is from the annotation of a GenBank genome assembly.
AUAAAAUCAAUUUGUUUUUAUCAUUGCUUUGAGUAAAGAAUCUAGUUGACAUAAGAAAUUUCCACCGAGACUCGAACCCAUGUCCUUUGCGUGUUGGUCACGUGACGUGUCGGGUGGGUUGACGGGGAGGUGGACGAGGCGGAUUCUGGCGGAUUCCAACGAGACAUGGGUCCUCCAGACACCGUCCUCGAAGUCGAGUCAGAUGCGAAGGCGGGGACGCCGAUCGUUCUCACCGAAGUAGUGUUGGCAGCACUUUCUACCGAGGCAUACGAGAGCAGUCUCAGAUUGGACGACUGGCUAUACAACGAUGCUUUGAUACUGCACCAGGGAGAUGUGUGUUGCUUGUUAUCCCAGGGCCCAGGGAAGGGGUCGGGUUCAGAAGGACAUAACGACCUGAAGUAUCGCGUCGAUAUGCUCGAGCCCGUCAUGCAGGGUCGAGUCAUGCGAGGCGCCACCAAGGUCAUCCUCACCCUUGACCGUCCUCAAGAGACCGAAUCGGAUGCAGAGAGCCUGCAGGAAUUGUUGGAGAUCGACGAAAGUUUCCUGGCUCCCGCUCUUUCGGAAUCCAUCCAAUCUAUCCCGGAUGAUACCGGAAGCAAAAUUAUCACAUUUGAAUGCCGACCACUAAAUCGUCCACAUUUCAAAGGAGACUACGAAGAUUGUACCGUGUACGUUCAUGCCGCAGAUCUCGGUCGUUUGGGUGGGUUAGAUGGAGAUUGGGUGAUUGCUCGCGCUUCAUCUGGGCAAAGGCUGGCUCGAGUGAUAGCCAGAGACUUGACGUCUACCUCCCGGUCUUAUGGCUCACAGGCCUAUGAUGUCGUCUUCUUCGUCAUUGCUAGCAUCGAACACGAUGUGAAAGAUGGCAAUCCUGAGACGAACGGGAAUGACGUGUACGUAGAUUCGACGAGGGGUGAACUUGGUUUCUGGCUCGAUCCAUCCGUCACGCGUCUCAUUCAAGCCGGAGUUCAGCACUCAGCCGUUCCCCGCAUCGGAAAUUACUUUCUGACCGACAAGAAAAGCCCGCGUGCGCUGUUUUCUGUGCUUAACGGUUUGCCCGAUACCCGGUUGCUGCAGCAGUCCUCGGCAUAUGCCAAUUUGCUGUCCGUCUGUUCUGCCAGUAUGCACGUCAGCGCAGCUGAUCUUCGGCUCGAUCUAUCCCUUCUAUUGCAAGGAUCUCGGGGCACAGGGAAAUUCACGACUGCUUGCUGGGUCGCCGAAACAUUGGGCAUGCAUCUCCUCGAAGUCGACUGCUUUGAUCUGCUUGGAGAGACGGAUAUCAAGACCGAAGGCACUCUCCGUGCUCGAUUUGAUAAAGCGGAGGAAUGCUCGCCUUGUGUUUUGCUGCUGCGCCACCUGGAGGCGCUAUGCUCUGACCCCAACAAAGACUCGCCCAUUUUUGCUGCCUUGCGAGAUUGCAUCCAGACCGUGCAGAAAUGUUGGAAGCCCUCAGGACACCCAGUACUUGUUUUUGGCACAAUCUCAGCCCUGGAUCAGGUUCCAGUAGCGAUGCUGUCCUGCUUCAAGCAUAGAGUUAUAUUUCCGGCGCCGAGUGAAGCAGAGCGAUACGACAUCCUUCGGACCUUGCUGGCUGAACAUACCCUGGCCCCCGAUGCGUCUAUUGAAAAGGUGGCUACGGAAACAGCUGCACUCGUUGCUCGUGAUCUUGAUGCACUGGUUCGUCGUGCUGGAGCUCUGGCUGUGCAACGGGCAAGUCGCAUCACAGACCGCAGCGAAGAGGAUGUGAUGGAAGCCGGAGUUGCGAUCACAGCUAACGAUUUCUCAAAGGCUCUAGACAGAGCGCGAGCGGCCUACUCCGAAAGUAUUGGGGCGCCCAAGAUUCCGAACGUCUCUUGGGAUGACAUCGGUGGACUGGCGUCUGUGAAGUCUGACAUCUUGGACACAAUCCAACUUCCGCUUGACCACCCCGAGUUAUUCGGUGACGGCUUGAAGAAACGAUCGGGUAUUCUAUUGUAUGGCCCGCCGGGAACAGGCAAAACGAUGCUGGCUAAAGCGGUAGCUACAUCAUGCUCCCUGAAUUUCUUCUCCGUCAAGGGCCCCGAGCUGCUCAACAUGUACAUUGGUGAAUCUGAGGCAAAUGUGCGCCGAGUUUUCCAAAGGGCUCGGGAUGCUAAACCUUGUGUCAUUUUCUUCGAUGAGUUGGACUCGGUUGCACCCAAACGCGGAAAUCACGGCGACUCUGGUGGAGUCAUGGACCGAAUUGUCAGUCAGUUGCUCGCUGAACUCGACGGCAUGUCCGCUGGCGGCAGCGCGGACGUGUUUGUCGUUGGUGCGACAAACCGACCAGAUUUGCUCGACCCUGCACUCUUGCGGCCGGGCCGAUUCGACCGACUGCUGUAUCUCGGUGUCAGCGACACGGAUGCAGCGCAGCUGAACAUUCUGGAGGCAUUGACUCGGAAAUUCAAGCUAGACGCUUCCCUGAGCCUCGCCGAAAUCGCGAGAAGAUGUCCAUUCAACUACACUGGCGCAGAUUUCUACGCAUUGUGCUCAGAUGCCAUGCUCAACGCCAUGACACGCACAGCCAGCGGGAUCGAAAUGAAAUUGGAUCACCUCAACGCCCACGGAGGACUUGACGACCAUCCCCAUCCCCUCACUACUCAGUACUAUCUUGCUGAGCUUGCCAGCAGCGAAGACAUUCAUGUCUUGGUUUCUCAAGCAGACUUCGAGCAAGCGUUGGACAAGCUGGUGCCGAGUGUCAGUCAGUCCGAAAUGGAGCAUUAUGCACAAGUACAACAGCGUUUCUCGCAGGAUGUUAGUAUGUAG